Molecule: messenger RNA, 510 nt
Organism: Miscanthus lutarioriparius
Lineage: Eukaryota; Viridiplantae; Streptophyta; Magnoliopsida; Poales; Poaceae
Source: the annotation of a GenBank genome assembly
AUGGCGUUCGCCAACGCGCUGCUGCGGUCGGGCCACGCGGGGAGCCCCGUGGUAGGGCUCGUCCCCUGCGCCGUGGGAGGCACGCGGAUGGCGGAGUGGGGCAAGGGCACCGAGCUCUACGCCGAGAUGCUGCGCCGCGCCAGGGUCGCCGUCGAGACCGGGGGACGCAUCGGGGCGCUGCUGUGGUACCAGGGGGAGAGCGACACCGUCAGGUGGUCCGACGCCACCGAGUACGGCCGCCGGAUGGGCAUGCUCGUCCGCGACCUCCGCGCCGAUCUCGGCAUCCCGCACCUCCUCGUCAUCCAGGUAGGGCUAGCAUCAGGCCUAGGACAGUAUACUCAAGUCGUACGGGAUGCUCAGAAAGGGAUCAAACUUCGCAACGUCAGAUUCGUUGAUGCAAUGGGGUUGCCAUUGCAAGAUGGCCAUCUGCAUCUAAGCACCCAAGCUCAAGUCCAGCUAGGACAUAUGUUGGCUCAGUCCUAUUUGAAUUAUGGUACAUCCCAACACUAG